GUUAAAGUAACCAUGGUAACAAGGUAAAGAGACGCUGACCCGGGAGAGAGAAGCUUGGGCUCAGACCGGAAGCUCCAAUGUCUCGAAAAGCUCUGAAAGUGGUGGUUGAGCUAAAGUUCAGAGCGGUUUCCUGUCCCGGGGUUCAUCCGCCAGCCAAAGAUGACAUCUACCUCAGAAUGUGUUUCAUGGGCCAGUACCGUCAGUCUGAGUGUCUCCCUGCCGUCUUCCCUCUGCUGUUUCAUGAGAAGAUGACCUUCGAGAAGGUCUUCAGACAUGCAGUGGACCCCGGAGACAUCGCUGUGAUGCUUGAGUAUGAGACGGUCAGAGUUGAACUGGUGCAGCUGACCCCUCCUGAGGGGGACAUUCUCGCCUGCUUUGAGGAAAAUGCUCGACGGUUUUUAUUCCCAGAGCCCAGACUGGUUCCCUCCUUCUCGGGAGUGGACCGAGAGGUUCUCAUGACCCGAGCACCUUACUUUCCGGGUAUUGCUCCGAGGUUGGAGUUCUCCACCAAAACCACCAUCAUUGAGUGCUCAGCUGAUUCUGAGAUCAACAUUCACCCCAAUGUACUCAUGAGACCAGCGAUAAAGAGGAACUUGAUGCGCUCCAGCAGACCCAGGACCUCCUCUCCUCAGAGGAACCAAUCUCAAACCUCUGCAAGGAGACGAGGUGGCAGGACAGACCAAGAUCACCGGAUCACCAGAUCCCAGUCCCCGCAGAGAAACACCCAGCAUCUGGCCCGGCUCAGCCUGGAUCCUGCGGCUCCCAACCCAACCGAGGUGAAGGCAGCCAACACCUCCCGACCUAUGCUUGCUUCAUGGCCGGGAGCCAGUCGACGGGACUCACCCCAUGUUUCUGCAGUGUUGACCAACUCCUCUUCACCUUUGGUUGAAGAGACAUCUGAAGACGACUCUGGCUCAGAAACACCUGACCCUUCAGCGUUGUGGCAGACUGACAUAGGAGCCGGGCACAACAGGUCUCCAUCCAGUUCUCACAGAGAAUGGGAAGAAGUCCAUCAGCGCGUUCGAGGACUCCUCACGACGCCAAAAGCUGUACGCCGACUUCUCUGCGGGGCCACAGUCUCUGAGGUAGACCGGGUUUUGGCCAGAAGGUCCAUUUCAGAGAAUUCAUGUCCUAUCAAGUAG
This is a messenger RNA of Pleuronectes platessa (European plaice), 1142 nucleotides long. It is a transcript of the gene spata6l, whose product is annotated as spermatogenesis associated 6-like. The record is from RefSeq and is a predicted model, not a curated record. The transcript is spliced from 12 exons. Gene Ontology annotation, biological process: spermatogenesis. Gene Ontology annotation, molecular function: myosin light chain binding. The coding region runs from base 78 to 1142 and encodes 354 amino acids. NCBI's taxonomy places the organism in Eukaryota, Metazoa, Chordata, Actinopteri, Pleuronectiformes, Pleuronectidae.